AUGGUGAGGCCGGCGGUGGGGUCGCUCAUGGCGCUGGGCAUGGCGCUGUUGUGCGAGCAGGGAAAGAGGAUUGGUGGGAAGCCAGAGGGCAGGUUCCCUUCGCCUGCACAGGGCUUGAUGGAGUUCUUCGCCAUGACGAGGGAGGAAGUAGUGGCAAGCUUUGGGAAGAUGGAGGUGGACGGCUGGCUCCUCCUCAAGGACAGGAGCCUGCCCGGGGGCUCCCAGGGAUGCGUGUUCCUCUCGGAGGACAAGAAGACCUGCAGUGUUUACGAGCACAGGCCCGCGCAGUGUCGAGUCUACCCCUUCUUUCCUAGGAUCAUGAAGACACCGGAGUCGUGGAACGCGGAGGUUGUGCGUCCGGGUUUUGACAGUUUGCAGGACGUGAAGGACGUGAGGUGGAACCAGAAGAAGAAGGUUCGCCGACAACUGGCAGCCUACGAAGAGCUUUACAUCAACUUCCCUCACGAGAAGCUUCUUGCUCAGACGUCUGCUGAUGAGUUUGAGCUCAAGGCGUCAUCGGAUGCGAUAUCGUCAUCCAUGGCGAACAAGAGAUCAGUUGCAAAGUCAGCAUCGUCGGAGGGGCAGGAGAAGACGACGAAAGCUCCCGCUCCGAUUCCUUACGAUCAAAUCUUUGCGAUAUCCAACCUAGUUAACCGCGAACUCCAAAAUUCUAAAGAAAGCAAGGAAGCCAAGAAAGAAGGCGAGGAAGUGCAAGAAAAUCGUGAACAAAUGAUCGCGGAUAGCGAUGAGAAUGUUCGAUUCAUCCGUGAAUGGGCUAUUCAACAUGUGGUGCGUCUAGGCCUCUGUCCCUGGGCGAGCGGAGUCAUCGACAGGAUCAGGAUCAUCGUGAGGGAGGACAUCACCGAUGAGGAGGACGCCAAAGAUCUCUUCAUCGAAGAAGCAAAGAUGCUGAUCGACACGCCAGAGGAUGAAUUACCCACCACCAUCCUCGCGUUUCCCAACCUCUACCCUGACUUUCUUGACUGGAACGACUUCAGCGAGGUCAUGGAGGACGAACUUGAGAACGGAGAACUUUACGAGAUUGGCGAGCACGUCUUGAUAGCUGCGUUCCACCCUCAGUUCGAGUUUGGGGGACUGGAGCCGGAGGAAGCAUACUUGAACUACGAGAAGAGAGCUCCUUUCCCGAUGAUCAAUCUCCUGAGAACGGAGGCGAUAGACAGGGGAGUCAAGAUCGGAUACACAGCAGGCAGACGAUCCCGCACACUCGUCAAACACCCUGACACUGCGCGAGGAGAGGGACGCAGGAUGGAGGCAGAUAUGGAAAGAAGCCUUCCUGCUCGACAAGCUGAGAGCGAGGGGCGAGAGCUGUCCUCCAACACAACAAAGGAGGCGAGCAGCACACCUCGACGGGACGAUUCCAUCCUCUCCAUGUUGAACCUUUCCUCAAGCAUCUGGCCAAGGACGACCCAGCGCCCGUCCGGGCUGUCGAGCAUAGCGGCCCCUCCCCGGCAGGAGGAGGCGAAAUGGAAGGAGAAAGCGGAAGCCGCCAGUCAAACCAUCCUCAAGCUGCAGGAAGAGAACUCCAUGCUCAGACAGACAGUGCAGGAGGCACAUUCGUUGCAGGUCGAGAAGAUCGCUGCAGUACAGGUAGAAUGCAACAACAAGCUCCGCGAGGUCAAACAGAAUUCCCGGAAGCUUGAGAAGGAAUGGGAAGCAAUGCUGGCGACGAAAGAAAAAGAGCUCGAAGAAACUAAGAUUGAGAUGGCGAGCUUGCUGCGUAAGCGAGACGAGGACAAGAUUGAAAUCGACGAACUUUCAGCUCGGGUCCGAUCCCUUGAUUCUCAGCUCCUGGAGAAGAGGAGGGCUGAGAGUUCUCGAGAUUCGACGCUCGCAGCACAGGCGCGGAGGGUGGAGGAGGUGCUGGAGGAGAAGGAGAAGGAGCUGGUAGCCAGGAUUGCAAGCUCUGCAAGAGAGAUUGAGAGCUUCCAGCACCAGCUCCUGGCCCAGCAGAGGCGCAUCGAGGACCUCGAGCUGGAGGUCGAGCAGCAGCAGCAGCAGAGGUCUGACCUGUCCGACGCGAUGCAAGCGGUCAAGGAGAGGAGCGUGUCCCUUCAGUCCGAGGUGGCCGCCAGCGUUACUUGA
Guillardia theta CCMP2712 is the source of this 2103-nucleotide messenger RNA. RefSeq lists its product as hypothetical. The transcript has 27 exons. The record is from RefSeq and is a predicted model, not a curated record. Lineage: Eukaryota; Cryptophyceae; Pyrenomonadales; Geminigeraceae. The coding region runs from base 1 to 2103 and encodes 700 amino acids.